Caretta caretta (loggerhead turtle) is the source of this 2692-nucleotide messenger RNA. The record is from RefSeq and is a predicted model, not a curated record. Lineage: Eukaryota; Metazoa; Chordata; Testudines; Cheloniidae.
GGUUUAAAACUCCCUAUAAAGGGCCUGGUUUAGGGGCUGCCCUUUGCGGGCUGGUGGUUAGCAGCGGCCGCGGCUCCCCAUGGCGAACCAGUCCCAGUGCCUGGAGGACGCGCCCGGCCGCUGGCCCCGCGGGGAGCCGAGCUCGCCCGAGCUCUACAGCGAGGCGCAGCGGCUGGCGCUGGAGGAGCUGGUGGCGGGCGGCCGCGCCGCUUUCCGCGCUUUCCUGCGCCGGGAGAAGGUGCCCGGCUUCCUCUCGGAGCCCGAGAUCCAGGCCGUCCUCCAGGCGGCCGCGCCGCCGGCCGGGGCCGAGAACGGGGCGGCCGAGCCCUCGCUCAGCGCCUCGCUGGACUGCUCCUCGCUCACCUACUUCCCCGAGCAGUCGGACGUGGAGCCGCCCGUGCUGGAGCUGGGCUGGCCGGCCUUCUCCAGCGGCUCGUACCGCGGCCUCACCCGCGUGGAGGCGCUUUUCCAGCCCAGCUUCGGGGAGACCAUCUACAGCUGCAAGGAGGCGGUGCGCAGGCAGAUCCGCUCGGCCAGGGAGGUUAUUGCUGUGGUUAUGGAUACCUUCACAGACAUUGAUAUCUUCAAAGACCUUCAGGAAGCCUGUAGCAAGCGGAAAGUUAGCGUGUACAUCCUUUUAGAUCGUGCUUCAUUUCCCCACUUUCUGAAAAUGUGCAGAAAUCUAGGAGUUGAUCAUGAGCAGGAGAAGCUGAUGAGAGUUCGAACUAUAUCAGGAAACACCUAUUGCACAAGGUCAGGAGUCAAAAUUGUGGGGAGGGUCCAAGAAAAGUUUAUCUUGGUUGACGGCAUAAGAGUGACAACAGGUUCCUACAGGCAAGUACCCUAUUUCUUUUCAUGUCCUUGUCUCCUAUGACUUCUUUGGAUUGUGGGGUGAAGGGUAACAGUACAAAACUGUUUUUCUUGUGACCUGUUGAUCGUAUGUGAUGUUUGCACUAAAAAUUAUGUUGCUAACUAUCCGUAGUACAAUAACAAUCUAGUUUCUUGUAUUGAAAGGGAACAUGUAUUGGCACUAUUUCAACCUUUGUGUGGGUGUAUUAUUUAUUGUAAUAAAUUAACAUCAUUGUGAAUUUUCUCAUUAUUAAGUUUCACAUGGACUGAUGGGAAACUAAGCAGCAGUAACAUCUUGAUUCUGUCGGGCCCAGCAGUCGCACACUUUGACCUGGAAUUCCGGAUCCUUUUUGCACGGUCAAAGCCCAUCAACCCCAAACUGUCAUCCGGUUGCAAGAAGAGUGGAAUGUUUGAUCAGCUGCUCAGGAGAACAAAGGCUUCCAGUGACUGGAUGAAGGAAAACUUCUUGAGAAUGGAGUUUUUCUACCUUAGAGCAUUUAUAGAAAACAUGAGAAAGAAACAGAGCUUCUUGAUUGCCUCCAGGGAGGCAAAGUGUGAGUCAAAUAUCAUAAUGCAGGCAUCUCCACCGUUGACUGAGAAGAAUGUCUCUGCAGUCAUGAGGCCACGUUGGAGCAUAGAGAGGUGAACACUGUCCACUCAACUUGAAAGAUGAGAAGAGCCCACUGUGCCCAUAUCCAAUGCUUCCUUGCAAACCAAUGUUGUAAUGGUAGCCACUGGAAAACAAAUCUCAAAUUGAGAGAAGGCAAUACUCAAACAGUGGUUCUACUGAAGACUACUACAACUCAGGCCAGCAAACAUAAGACUGUGUUGUUGUCUCUGCCUCCUAGGUGAUAAUAUGUGGAUAUUAUCACCAGCAUGUGGAUAACUCUUGUUAACUUCUUCUAGUUUUCAGUCAUUCUGCUGCACUUUCACAUCCUCUACUAGAUCAGUAUCCUCAUAACUCAAUGGGUCUGGUUGUUCUAAAGACUCUUGCUACCGAAAAGAACACUGCUUAAAGAGCUCCUUCUGAAAAAUAAAUGGGGGGGGGGCACUCUUCUGCUCUGAAAUCAGGUCCAAGCUCAAACUUGUGUUUGGCAACCUCUCCAGCCAGGGACAUUUGACUGAAAAAUGACAUGGAUAGCCAAACAAUAACAUAUAACCUCAACCAGAUGGAAAAAGAUAGAUGUUAGCCUACUGGGCCUCAGACAUCACACCCUUUCUUCAAAUGAAUGGCUGCAGCUAGGUGAAGCAAGUUAGUGCAUCAGCUGCUUUUAAGCACUGUUGUUUGCAGUGUUGUUGUGGCCAUGUUGGUCCCAGUAUAUUAGACAGACAAGGUGGGUGAGGGAAUAUCUUUUAUUGGACCAACUUCUGUUGGUGAAAGAGAGACGUUUACACAGAGCACUGUUGUGGUUCUUCCUAUGCAACUUAUUACACAAUGCACAGUGAAGUACUUGAAGCAUUAAAACAUAAAAGUGCCUUAAUUUGCUAUUUGAGUUUUGCACAUUAUUUUAAAUGUACACUAUCCUUUUUGUUUUGUAAUAAAGUAUGGAUAAGGUUGCAAAAAGAUUUUUUUAUAAUCUUUUUUAGAUAUUCAUUUCUCUAGAAUACUUUUUUUUCCCCCUACACUGAAGCUUUCCCUAUUUGCUUUUGCAGAACCAAAUGAAGGCCUAUUUCGUUAUAUCAUUGUACAUUCACCAUACCUGGCCUGACAGACACAGGAGCUGUUGCUUUCAGCCUACUCCUGAAUUUUAUGAGAGGUUUUGAAACGCAAGGAAGAAUUCCCCCCUUCCCCCCUCACUGCACACAUUUCCCCAAAAAUCAAAAAAGCUCACCUUAACCUAGG